AUGUCACUGCCGAAGAUACUGGACCUCGGCUGUCAUUCAGCCAUACCCGGAGAAGAGGAAAGCGGAUUGGCAGGAAAGCCGACUACCAUCUUGGUUCGGCCCGAUCCGUGA
This is a messenger RNA of Geosmithia morbida, 111 nucleotides long. RefSeq lists its product as uncharacterized. Bases 1 to 111 code for a protein of 36 amino acids. The transcript has 2 exons. The record is from RefSeq and is a predicted model, not a curated record. NCBI's taxonomy places the organism in Eukaryota, Fungi, Ascomycota, Sordariomycetes, Hypocreales, Bionectriaceae.